Nelumbo nucifera (sacred lotus) is the source of this 935-nucleotide messenger RNA. The record is from RefSeq and is a predicted model, not a curated record. NCBI's taxonomy places the organism in Eukaryota, Viridiplantae, Streptophyta, Magnoliopsida, Proteales, Nelumbonaceae.
UGGUAAGAGUAGUCUUCCUCUUUCAAACGUCACGACUCACGUCAAGCCUAUAAAGUCUUCUCUACUAUCCUUUUGUCUUCUCCCAUCGGUGCUGCUUUUUUCUGCAACUCCUCAGACUUGCUCUUGCUCGGUCUUCUACAUGGACAUUGAGGAGUCUUCCGCUUCUUCUUCUUCUUCCAGCGAAGCAGCAGAUGCUACACAGCUGCCUUCCGAUGCGAGCUCUCGCUCUCCACCGGAGGUGAGCACGCCGGCUGUGGUGGUGGGGCACAAGAGAAAAGCCGGUAGGAAGAAGUUCCGAGAGACGCGCCACCCUAUCUACAGAGGUGUGAGGGAGAGGAAGGGCGGAAAGUGGGUUUGCGAAGUGCGGGAGCCCAACAAGAAGUCGAGGAUUUGGCUGGGCACCUUCCCUUGCCCGGAAAUGGCUGCCAGGGCUCAUGACGUCGCGGCAUUGGCUCUUAGAGGGAAGUCAGCUCCGCUCAAUUUCCUCGACUCCGCCUGGCUUCUACCUCGUGCUAAAUCAUCCUCCGCUACUGACAUACAGAUAGCAGCUCUGGAGGCUGCUGAAGCCUUCAGGCCUGUGAAAUCUGCUUCUGCUUGCACCACCUCAUCCACCUCAUCUGCUUACUUGCCUCAGAUGGUUAUUAAUAGAACGAAGAAGGUUCCAGAACCUUCCACGACGUUCUUGGAUGAAGAGGCCUUGUUUAAUAUGCCGGGUCUGAUUGACAGCAUGGCGGAAGGGAUGCUUCUCACUCCGCCAGCUAUGCAGAAUGGACUAAAUUUCGAUGACGUUGAUUGCCACGUGGAUUUAACACUCUGGAGCGACGUCUAACGUACGUGGUAGUGCUCCUUCCCUUUUGUAAAUUGUAAUCUCCACGUAACUUCCUUUCUCUUCUUUUAUCUCCUUCGAUCGGUUAUUAUUCCUCCCAGCAGCACUA